Messenger RNA from Eufriesea mexicana, 977 nucleotides. RefSeq names its product lysM and putative peptidoglycan-binding domain-containing protein 4. The transcript is spliced from 3 exons. The record is from RefSeq and is a predicted model, not a curated record. Lineage: Eukaryota; Metazoa; Arthropoda; Insecta; Hymenoptera; Apidae. The coding region runs from base 167 to 910 and encodes 247 amino acids.
UACAUCGCAUGCACAACUUGUGAAAGGAGUUAUGUUUCGUACAUGAUUGACACAAAGUUUAGAUAACAAUUUUGUUUUGAAAUGUCUUUCGUAUUUGAACAAUACGUAUGACGGACGAUAAAAGAUAAUAAACAAAAGUUUCAAACGAAAAGAAAGUGUGAGACAAAUGGUUUACCAACGUGGAAAUCAGAGGGAUAGUUCCCCACAUUAUGUCUUUUUAUAUUCAGAUGAUGAAAAUAGUGGAGAUGAAGAAACCAUUCCUUUGCAACAACGUAAUAAAUCAACAUCAAUACCACGUAAAGUGGAGGUGAUAAAUGUCCUACUAAAAUCAGAAGACACGUUACAAGCUUUGGCAUUACGGUAUAGGUGCACGAUAUCCGAGUUGAAGAGGAUUAACAAGAUUCAUAAAGAAAAUGAAAUUCAUGCAAGACGAUUCAUCAAAGUACCUAUACAACCAUUUUCUCUAUUAACUGAGACUUUAGAAGAAAAUCAGAAUGCACAGGCUGAUGGAAAUGAAGUAAGUAUAUCCACCCCUGGAGAAGAACCAGAAAAUGCACCAAUAAAAGACCCAUUAUUAAAUGUGAUGAAAAAUCCUGUUGUGAUUGAAUUGCCAAAGGCAGAAAUUAAUACAAUUAUAUUAAAUUCAGUUUGUGAACCAUUGUCAUCAUACAACAGUAAUAACUCUUUAGAGACUGCCAACUCGGAAUGUGAUCAAUUACUUACCUCAGCAGAGAGUAAUACAGAAAAACUUCAUUUAACAGAUACAUUUAGGUGUUCUGGUGAUGAUUGUGGAUUAUCAUGGACACAGCUCCUUGGAUUUUCCCUAUUGCUAGGCUUUGCAGGGCCUAUUAUAUAUAUACUUUAUAUAGCUGAAUUUUCUACUAAAAAUCAUUCAAUUGCUAAUCAUUAGUUUCUUUCUUUUUAAAUACAAAAGUAUAUGAUUGUUACAAUACGUACAAACUGUUGUACUUAUAAGA